AUGUGUUGCAAGAUUCUUGUAUCCCUUGUAUCACCUAUUCCCUUUCAAGAAAAAAUCUUCGAAUUUCUCCUGGCAUCUCUCACGGAAACACGACAGCAGUGCACCGAGCCGAGCCAAUACACACCGCACGAUAUUCUGUCCAAAAUGCACUUCUCAUUGACGACUGCUCUACUCUGGACGGCUUCGUUGGCCAGUGCCGGAAUUGUCAUAACACCGAUCAGCGACAAUAUGCUAGUGCCAAAGACUCCUGGCGACUGCUUCUUUGGAGUCGUAACACCUCAGGGCUGCGGACCCAAGAGAGCUUAG
Molecule: messenger RNA, 306 nt
Organism: Akanthomyces muscarius
Lineage: Eukaryota; Fungi; Ascomycota; Sordariomycetes; Hypocreales; Cordycipitaceae
Exons: 3
Coding region: 1-306 (101 amino acids)
Source: RefSeq, a predicted model, not a curated record